This is a messenger RNA of Trichogramma pretiosum, 3578 nucleotides long. Its product is annotated as sn1-specific diacylglycerol lipase beta-like. Gene Ontology annotation, biological process: lipid metabolic process. The record is from RefSeq and is a predicted model, not a curated record. The transcript has 14 exons. The coding region runs from base 1263 to 3281 and encodes 672 amino acids. NCBI's taxonomy places the organism in Eukaryota, Metazoa, Arthropoda, Insecta, Hymenoptera, Trichogrammatidae.
AGUCCCGCGGCCAGUCUCCGGCCAGAGUCCCAGCCGAGCGGACGGAAGAUUCGCGUCUAUAAUACUUACCUACACUCGUGUACGCGCAGUGUGCGGAUUCGCGAUCGCGCGGACUCGCUGCGCUGCCUCGAUCUGGGCUGCACUCUUGUUCCUCGGUCGUAUAGAGCGCGUGCAUAUAGUUGAGCACAAGUAGCCGAAUGUGUAGUUUCUGCUGUCAGCCCCGCGCGAGUUGAAUCUCGCAGCUUUUACGCGCAGUGCACGCGUACGAAAUACAUCAACUACCUGUUCCAGGAGUGCGAGAUUUUAUAUAUUAUUAUAUACGUUCGUUCGCGCUCGUGUGCUCGUGUGCAAGUGGCGGCCGCUUGACCGCGUGUGGUUAUCGAGCGAAGGUGAACGAGUUGCGCAUACAUACGUACGUAUACGUACUAUGUACCGACUCGAGUUUCCAUCGUCGUCGUUGUGUCUCUCGGACUAUAUGUACACAUAUUUACAUGUGUGUGUGUUUAUGUGACUGAGUGUGGACCUAUGCAUGCAUGAGAGAGAUAUACGAGUAUACACGGAACCUCUCGGACGAGACCCUCAAUUUUUUUACUGUUGCGUCGUAAUAAAGACAUUUUUCACUUGUCGGGGGGACCAAUUGAUUUGGCACGUGCUCAGAUUCGUCAAAGUUUGUUUAUCAUCAGCUGUCCUGACGAUGCUAAUUCAGUAAGUGGCGUAAAUCGCGGAUCCAUCGACAGCUGCAGGAACAGGAACUCUGCCGUACCGAGACGCCCGAUUGUCUUUUGAUCGAUCGAUGCGAAUCAUUGGCACGAAUUACGACGAGACCCGGGAGACCCGAAGAUCGAGAGGUGCAGAUCGAGGCAGCUGCAGAGACGCGAGAGUAAAUCAACGCCGCCCGCGCACCGUGUCAUAGGCAGAGAGGAUGCGGAUCGAGCAACUCGACGCGGCUACUCGUAGAAGAAGCGAAUCGAGCUACUGCGCUCCGUCGCUUGUACUCGGGCCGAUGCGUUGCACAAAAGGCCGUACCACGACUUCCGGGAUAAGGAACAAUAAGUGUCAACAGCUCGGUGUCGUCUCCCGACCAACUGGUCGUCCUUACGCGAGCAGCAGUAGCAGCAGCAGCAUCGGUGGCGGCAGCCACAGUUGUCGUCCCUGAAGUGCAAAAACUCUCUGGGCAACAACAGCAGCAGCCUGUAACAGUAUAGUACAUACUACUACUAUAUACAGCAGCAGCAGAAAGACACAGGCGCACGAUCAGAAAGAUGCCUGCUCUUAAACUAUUUGGCCGUAAAUGGCUCGCUGCCACGGACGACCUGGUUUAUCCAGGCCUUUUUGAGCUUUUCAUCAGGAUCACAUGGAUAAUUCUGAUGAGCAUCGCCUGCCUGAGGUACUAUCCGGAGACUUGGAAAUGUCGCACGGGUGGCGACCUCGUGCGAGUCUUCCUCAUCGGCGAGAUGGUCAUUUUAGCGACAACGUCGAUCCUCGUCGUCCUCAUAGUGAAUCAGAGCGCGCGAGGCUCCAUAGCCGACACUUACGCGAGACGCUACGUCCAGCCUCUCCUAACAAUAAAAAUCCUACUGGUGCCGUUCGAGGUCACGUGGAACAUCCUCGGCACCAUAUGGAUAUUCAGCGAAGAAAUCGAGUGCGGGGCCGAGCACUACACCCUCGGGGUCGUCGAGGCCCUCGUGCUCUUCGACUGGGUGCUGAUCGGCCUGACGAUACUGGGCCUCGCGCUCAUCUUCGAUCCGCUGGGCUCGCUCGGCCUCAAGGACAAGGAGCUCGAGGACUCGAUCGAGCAUCACGGCAAGGUCUCGCGCAUCUGGCUGCGCAGAUUCAAGUUCUUUUGGUGGAUGAGGCAAGACGAGAGCGCCAGCGAGACUUUUCAACACGUAGCCGGUCUACUGAGCGCUCUAUUUCGCGGAACCGAUCUGGUGCCGUCCGACGUAAUGGCCGGAUGCGUCUUGCUGCGCGUACGACAGAAGCGAGAAACGCUCGAAUUGCGAAGGCUCAACAUUCUCGCACUGCCCAAGUUCACCACGGACAGUAGAAAAAUAUUCGAAGACACGCCGGGCUGGAUGUCACUGGAGUGGGCCCAUCAUUACAUGCAGCUGUCGAUCGCCCUGUACGGCUGGCUCUUCGUUCUCUACAGGCACGCUUGCACCGGAUGUUUCCGCCUCGCUCGCGAGAUGACCUGUUGCUCCUGCCUUCGACCAAAGCGCAACGUUGUGUUGGACGACAAUUGCUGCCUGUGCAGUCUGUCCGGCGUGAAAACCCUAUCCAAACUCUCGGAAGAGGACAUACUCUUUGCGUCCUUCAGGAAUCACUUGUGCGAGAUACCGUUUUGUGUACUGGCCGAUCACAAAACGUCGAGCAUCGUCGUCGUCAUUCGAGGCUCGCUGUCGCUGCGAGAUAUCAUUACGGACAUCGCGGCGGCCUCCGACUCUUUCGAGCCCGAAGGACUUCCGCCCGGCAGCAUGGCUCACCGAGGAAUGAUAAUAGGGGCCAAAGUGAUAUUGAAGCAGCUGGAUCAGUACAAGGUGCUCGAGACCGCCUUCAAAAUGUACCCCCAUUACGACCUCACGCUCACGGGCCACAGUCUCGGCGCCGGCCUAGCAGUAUUGUUGGGGACGUUGAUUCGUCCUCGUUAUCCUUACCUUCGAGUUUACGCCUUCGCAACUCCUGCUGGUUUGCUCAGCCGAGAGGCCGCAAAGGUUACCGAGGAAUUCGUCCUGUCCAUGGGUUUGGGCGACGAUUUAGUCAUGAGACUUAGUGUAGACAGUAUAGAGAAUUUUCGCACGUCCCUGCUGAUUACUCUCCAAGCCUGCAGGCUACCCAAGUACAGAGUUGCCCUCAAUGGCUUCGGAUACAUGCUAUUCGGUGUACCCGACCGGGAUCUCAACAGAACCUGGAGAAAUGGCAAUACUAUCAACUCGAUCCCGGGACAAUUGCCACUUUUGUCGGAAGCGACAACACCGCGACAUUCGGAAAUCGCUAUUUUAGAACGAGAUGUCUCUAGGAGAAGGUACUCAAAAGUUAGACUAUACACCGCAGGAAAAAUUUUACACAUCGCGCGCUGUAAGCCAAAUGUGAAAGAAAAAAAAAGUAAACAAAAAAAUAAAGAUAAGAAAUUCGAAAUGCGAUGGGCGCAACCGGAAGAAUUCAUGGAAUUGACGGUAAUGCCGCGCAUGCUUUUGGAUCAUUUGCCUGAAAAUCUCGAGGAAGCAUUAUCGAUACUCGUUGAGCAACAAGAUAGUUUGCCUAUCGAUCUAUCUCCGACUUGAUGUUGAAGUUCAUUCGGAGACAACUUGAGUCUAAUCAAAUUAAAUUAAAUAUUUUUUUUACGUUCUAUUUAUGUACAUAAAUAAAAUUUCGAUUGCUACUUAAUGAUAAUACAACACAUUAAAAAUAUAGCGUUCUAUAAGAUUAGCAGUUUUAUACAAACGAAUAUAAAAACAAAUUUUGUAAAUAAGUUGAAAUUUGACAUAAAUUAACAUUGAAACUUUAUGGUCAAAUCUUUCAAAUAGUUGAAUGCAAAGUGCUGUGUUUUGUAUGUAAAUAAAUAUCUAUAUUACAAACAA